CACAGAGUAAACAAUGACGACACAGCUCUGUUGGAACAUACAAGAUCCACGGACGUGAGAUCAUUAACACCGUAACAAAGACAGCACUCCAGGCAGGCUACAGAUCAUUUGACACAGCAGCUGUGUACAGGAAUGAACACGACCUGGGCGAAGCUCUGCAGAAAUUUAUGCCAGAGUUUGGUCUUGCCAGGGAAGAUAUAUUUGUGACAUCUAAAUUAAAUCAGUUCACUGUGAAAGAAGUUCAGGACUUAUCAUUUGUAAUAUAAUUAAUAUAUUAUCAUCAUAUAACACCAGUUGUUGAAACGUGGUGGUUAGGGAUCCACCUUAAGUGUGGUAGCUAGUGUGAAUAUUCAUAAAUAAUGAGUGUCUCCACAGAGACAGUUUUGGAAAAGAUACCCGAGCUUGAUACUAUGAAUGAGGAGCCGGGUACGAAAAUUAUCACUCAGAAAGAGGUGAGAGACAUAAAAGAUAGAUUAACUUCAGUUAUUGACUCGUGUGGGUUUGAGUGCCAUCCUUUCAAAAUUGGGUGGUACAAUGAGCAGGUUGCAAGAUGUUUUCAUCUACCGUACCACAACGAUACCUUGGCCUUUGUUGCGAUCAGUACUCCAGGUAUGUUUGAGAAGGCAUUCAUUCCAUUCUUAGCGAAGGUGGACUGCUUAAAGAUCAACCAGGACCCUAUAGAUCAGUGCAUGAUACAACACCUUUCUGCUAUAAAAAGGGAAUUCUCUAGCACAAGCAUUGAAAUAAUACAUGAUUUUGAAUUGACUCCAAACAAGCGACCCAAAAUCUUAGUCCAGACAGCUGGACACAUUGCUGGUGCUGUACGGUUUUAUCAGCGUAAGGAUGUAACUUCUGACCCAUGGGAUCCUAAGAAAAAGGUAUUUGGGGUGUGUCUACAUCCAAUCUACGGUGGUUGGUUUGCUCUCCGGGGUGUUGUUAUUUUCACAAGACUCCAGUGCCCUGAACUACCUAGACAGCAACCCAGAGAAAUUCUGAAAACCGAGGAGGAGGUGGUUGAACUGUUGCGUCGUUAUAACGACCGCUGGCAUGAUUGGUCGUUUAGAGACAUUAUCCCUGUGCAGGAAAAAUACUCUGAAGAACAAAAAGAAUAUUUUGGGACCAGGCCUGAAGACAGGAAGAUACUAAUUGAAAGGUACCAAAGUUUGAAGAACAACAUCUAGGCAGCAGAAUCUCGCAUUCUAAUCAUAUCUUCCACCUUUGAAUAAUAAUUAAACAGUUAUUAUUAAAGAGCAUACUGCUUAUUCAAAUAAGCAGUAUGCUCUUCAUGUAUUGGUACAAAAGUGGUCUAUAGUGUAUGCCUGUAAUUGGCAGCAAAUAGUUACAGGUUUUCUUAGAAAUCAUUGCACACUGUAGAAUGUGAAUUUAAAUAAAUGUUUUUCUUGCUGCAUUGUUGUGUGUUGUUACAAGCUGUGUUCAAAUACAUUUGCUCAAUGAAUUCAAAUUAACUGUUGUUGCAGCUACAGAUAAUCAUAUAUGCACUGUAAUUGCAUGAAAGUUGAUAUCUGCAUGUAUAUAAGAGAGAAGAACUGGAUCCACUAUAAAAGACAUUUUCUUUUAACCAUCACUUGACAAUAAUACAUUAUCCUGAGAUAUGAUUUUUUUUAGUAUACUCGAAAUCAUUGCUUUCUUCUUAGUCCAGUGAUGGGAUAUGAUGACAUGGUCGUGCUGUCAUAUUAUCCUAUUGCAUUAUUGGAAUAAAUGUGUUUAUUCAGACUGUAUCUUGGUGUGGUGUUGUGAUAAAAUGGGAGAGUAAUAAAGUGUGCAUUGUGCAAUAUAAUCAAAAGCUUGCGAGGAGUGUGACUCUUCGGUCGAUCAGUAUUCAAGUUCUUGUUCAUAUAGGUCAGUUUUUUAUGGGUUUCAUUUGUAUUUCUAAGUGUAACUCCCUUACACAGUUCUAAUGGCUGUUACUCACGCAUUCAGUUCUACAUGUUCAGAAAGUUCAAAUUCAUUGAAUGAAACUGUGAAUGACUAAUUAUUGUGUGAGCACAGUUUCCAAAUACAUGAGUGUAACUCGCACAAACAUGAGCUUUUGGGUAUUUUAUGGGAAUGGUUCUAUUGAUAGUGUUUAUUGAUAUGUAGUACUGUUGUUAGCAUAAGGUAGGGCACAAGUGCUGCUAAUUAACACCUCAAGGUUUAUUGACAGCUGCUGAGCAUAUAUAUGUACAUGUAUAUACAAUAUAUAUAUAAACCAUAUACUGUACAUGUACAUUUUAAACGGCACUUAUGCCCUUUAUACUUCAUAGUUCCUCUUAAAAGCAGCUUAAUAACUGUACCACAAACCAAACUUUUGCAAGAACUACCAGUCGAGGACAAAUCUUUAUUACAGACAUUUCACUCUUCACUGAACAAAUCUGUAAUACGUGUGGAGGCUUGUCCUUAAAUCAUUCAGUUGUAUCCCAGGUUGGAUUACUUUCAGCAUGUGGGUCGUCUAGGGCAUGUUCUUAGCAGAGCCCAAGGUGCAUGUUCAAAUCCUCCUCGCAGCUCCUAUCAAUUUUCUCAUUGAUACAUCUCGUUAAUAUGAUUUCUUUGGGCUUCUUAAAUGAUGCUUUUUGCGAUAACUUUCCACCACCUGCCCUUUUCCACCAGCCAGACGUGUAGAUGGGUACCAAAAUUCCUCAUUAGGACACUAAUGAGGAACACAGACAGUGGCUGAGAACACACACUGGAUAAUUACUUGCGGAACAAAUUCCUGUACGGAAAUACAGUACAGUAAUUGACAGCGAUGAUACAUAAUAUAUAAAGCCCCUGUUUGUUAAAAUUUCACGAGGAAGAAUAAGUGCUGUAGUAUGGUGAAGCAGCUAUUAAUUUAGUGUGUUUUAAGCAGCUGAUUACAUGUUAGACUUAGUUCUUUUAAAACAUUGUUAAGUAUGUUAUUUGUGUUCCAGAUUAUCAUCUUAAAAUGUGCUCAUUCUUCAGAUACUUGGAUUAGGAUAACUGCUUUCAUUUGAAUUAUGUACAAAUUAAUUGCAUUGUACUUAUUGCAAGUUUCAUAUAGUACACGUUUUAUGUACUACAGUAUAUGAUGAUGAUUAUCAGGAUGUUGAAUGAUAUAUGCUUCAUGUAUUUUGUGAGUAAGCAAUAUUGGAUAGUAAUGGUAUCAGAAACCUUGCACCAUUGAGUUUUAGGUUGUAUUUAGUAUGCUACUGUAGUGUAAUUUUAAGCUCACUUGAGGCAGCAAACCUGUCAUGUAGCUGUGAUGUCAAUAUUUUGAGUUGAAAGCUCAAUUUAUUAUAAGUUCGUUAUAGUCAAAGGUUGUGAUAGAUGGUAAUACAUUGGAAAUAAAGUAUUUAUGCUUAAUAAAGGAUGUUAUGAAAAUGG
This is a messenger RNA of Procambarus clarkii (red swamp crayfish), 3339 nucleotides long. NCBI's taxonomy places the organism in Eukaryota, Metazoa, Arthropoda, Malacostraca, Decapoda, Cambaridae. The record is from RefSeq and is a predicted model, not a curated record.